Molecule: messenger RNA, 317 nt
Organism: Racocetra persica
Lineage: Eukaryota; Fungi; Glomeromycota; Glomeromycetes; Diversisporales; Gigasporaceae
Source: the annotation of a GenBank genome assembly
UUCUUUGGAUUGACAAUGGACCAGUAACAAUGUUAAGUACAGUUCAUAAUAUUACUGGAAGUAAAUCUCAAGUUAAUUGCUGGUGUCGACGUCUACAGGAAACUAGUUCAAAUGCUAAAAAAGUUAGAGAAAUUUUUUGUAGCUCUUCACGAAAGCAGUUACCAAUUCCAAAACUUGUUAAUAAUUAUAAUCACUAUAUGGGAGAUAGUGAAGAAUUUUGUACACAUCUUGUUUGGGAACUUAUACAAGCUUCAGUAAGCCAAGUUCCUAAUACAAGAAAUUCACAAUAUUCAAUUACUAAUCUUCCUGUUUCAAAU